AUGUCCAUCAACCAAACAGCUUCCUCUCAGCAAGAAGAAGAACAGUCCAAGAAAAGACUAGAACAGUCCCCAGUACAAGGCUUUGAGGAAGAACCAUCAGAGUGCGAGCAUCCUAAACACAGAAAGUUAAACCCUGAACCACCUUAUAAUAUUGAACAAAUCAUCCAGAACUCCUUGCAACACUUUUCCAAUUCCAUGAUGGAUCAGAUAGAAGGACUCACCACAAAGGUACAAGGCUUUGAAACUCGCCUUCAACAAGUAACUCAACCACAUCAAUUUAAUAAUAACAACCAUCCGUUCGACCCUAACUUCUCAGUACCAAACCAUAUGCAUGUCCCACAAUCUACAAAUAUGUUCAACAUCCCAUUCCAAAACAAGUCUGACAAUGCUCCCGUCGCCCCUCAUACCUGCAGAUGGAUCAAUAUUAACGACACUACUUACAACCUAUUUUCAAACAACCACACUACUACAAACACACCUUUCAAUGGUUUAUCAGAUGAAGCCUUAAAGUUCUACACCUCUUCAUACUUGAAAAACAAUUGGAACUUCGCCCCCGACUACCUCGCUAAACUCAACGGGCUAGAACUUGCUCAACUUCUCCAACAAAGUAUUAUAAGAAAGCUCCUUACCAUGACCCCAACUGGAACAACUCUUACCUACCUUAUUGGAAAAUACAAACAACUGCUUCAAAACACAAACAUUCCUCAUGUUAAAACCGAACCACGUCCGGAAUUAAACCUUCCAAUCCUUAACACAGUAUUAGUUUGCAGCGGCCUUACCUGCAAAGCACUCAACUGUUCAGCAAUGUCAACAGAUCUCAUUGCCCGAGCAGAAUUACUUGCGUUGGGCUUACUACUAUCAAACAGAAUAGCCAAUGCCCUUGACUGCGCAGCUGAGAAUAAUUACACAAUGGAAGACAUCUCCAGAGAAAUUAACCAACAGCUCAAUAAUACAAACGUACCUCAGACAUUGCUUCUAUUAAAUGGUGUGACAUUACCUGGGACAAACCAAUGA
Naegleria lovaniensis is the source of this 1014-nucleotide messenger RNA. RefSeq lists its product as uncharacterized. Lineage: Eukaryota; Heterolobosea; Eutetramitea; Acrasida; Naegleriidae. The transcript has a single exon. The coding region runs from base 1 to 1014 and encodes 337 amino acids. The record is from RefSeq and is a predicted model, not a curated record.